AUGGCGCGGCGUCGCCGGCCCCCGCGCGCCGGUGCGCUCACGGAGCUCCCGCCGCUCAAGAUCAUCUCCCAGAUGGCGAUCCUGCAGGUGGGCUACUACGCCGCGGCACUGGUCCUCAUGGUGUUUACGGCGCUCGUCUAUGGCAAAAAGUUCUCGAUGGAGUGGUUGUUUGGGUGGGAGCCCGUGCGAGGGGACACGACAAUGGGGUGGCUGAUGGCUUUCACAUGGCUGGUUGACGGGGCAUUGGUUGUUUCACUCGGCCUGACGCUUGUCGUCGCCCGCUCCAAGCUCGUCCCGGACUUUGCAGUGUCCCUCCACGUCGUCCACCUCAUCGUAACAACGUUCUACACGGGGCGGGUGCCGCGCAGCCCCUUUUGGUGGCUUACCAUGGCUGCGUCGAGCGCUGCGGCCGUCGGGUUGGGCAUGUGGGGAUGUCAGUACCGCGAGCUGCGGCCCAUGUUCUUUGGAGGAGGGCGGUCGUCGGGCAAUUCAUCCGGCGGCGGGAACGGCGAGGGAAGCAGCAAUGCCGGGCGUGGCGCGGAUGGUCGCGAGGACGAAGAGCAGGGGUUCUCCAGGGGUAGAGGUCGCGGGAGGGGCCGGGACAGUAGAGGAGAGUACGAAAUGAUGAAGAUGAACGGGAAUACGGAUUAA
This is a messenger RNA of Pyricularia pennisetigena, 651 nucleotides long. RefSeq lists its product as uncharacterized. The coding region runs from base 1 to 651 and encodes 216 amino acids. NCBI's taxonomy places the organism in Eukaryota, Fungi, Ascomycota, Sordariomycetes, Magnaporthales, Pyriculariaceae. Gene Ontology annotation, biological process: protein localization to Golgi apparatus; Golgi to endosome transport; Golgi to plasma membrane protein transport. Gene Ontology annotation, cellular component: trans-Golgi network; Golgi membrane. The transcript has 2 exons. The record is from RefSeq and is a predicted model, not a curated record.